UCAAGUUGCAGGCUGACAGGCCCGUAAAUGCAGUGAGUCAGGAGCAUGAUGAUUGCGAAAGUCUGCUCCGUGUUCGCCGCGUUUUUCGUGUGUGUUAAUUUGGUGUCCCCGAAUUCAGCGCUUCCGAUCAGCGGUCCCGCCAGAACCGCAAAUAUCAACGAAAUAGCCCUCUUUGAAACUGAUCCUCCCAAGGAAGCCGCAGAUCAGGAUGACGAAAAUAUCGACGCGAACCUCCAGAAAAGAGGCUUGGACAAUCUCUUCGGCAGCCUAGCCAGCCUGGCCGACGGCAACGUUUCGAUCAACAACUCCGGUAUCAUGGAGGGCAACGGGAACGGGUCGGUCUUCCUCAGCGGCAACAGACGCCGAACCUCGCCGAUGAGGAAUGUCCAAGUCAACAACACCGGCAAAAUGAGCGGAGACUACAACGGCUCCAUCUUCGAAGGCGAUUUUGAUGCGUCGUCCCCGAAAAGGACCCCCCCGAGGCUUCAGAAGAGCCCCUCCAAGGGCUCCAGGUCAUCCAACGGAUUGGCCAGGUCUAACUCGAAUGUGGGACAGGGCUCCAGGUCGUCUAAUGGGUUGGCUAGGUCUAACUCGAAUGUGGGACGAAACGUUAGGAUCAAUAACAACUGGAAGUCAGCUAAGGGCAAAGGCAACGGUCGAGUGUACUCCUUCCAGCCAAACGGCUCUUCGAGUUCGCUGUAUAGCAAUACAAUCGACUACACCGGGCAGUACAUGACCUACGACGAGGACGGCCUUUACUUCACGGUAGUGAGCCCGCGGAACCUCAACAUCCAGGUCCACGAUUGGGCGGUCUACGUCAACGGAGAGUGUGUCUGCGGUGACAUCAGAAGGCUGGGCGAUGAGGCGCGCCACCAGUUCUGGAAGUACGGUUCCGCCUGGCACACGAAUUUAUACCUUGGCCGGGAGAUGACCGCGAAGGAGAAGAAUGCCUUCGAGACCAAGGUGAAGAAACUCGAGGCGGAGAAGCAGGAAGCGAAGGAGGAGGUCAGGCAAGCGAAGGAGGAGGGCAGGAGGGCGGUGGAGGCGGCCAGGAGGGUGAGGGAGGCGACACGUGAGCGAAAGAGGCUCCAGAGGCGCGGUACCAAUGACUGGAACGCGCACGAUGACUUCUGGGAUAUGUUUGAAAGAGAAAUGGAGGAUAAUGUUGGGAAACCUCUGGAGAAAAUGGGCAGGAGGAUAGAUGCUGCUGUGCGGAGGAGGCAAGAUGCUAUGGAUCGUAGAGUAUCCGCCAGGAGGGGAUGGAGCGUAAUCGAUGAUGAUGAUUGAGCCGAAUUUUCCAAAAGCAAUCAAGUUCCUGCAAAAACGGAGGAUGAGGGCAUACCGGGAAAUAUCAGGGAAUUUCAAAAGUCAGGGAAAACCUGGAAAUGUCAGGGAGAAUGACGAAAAUGUCAGCGAAAAAUUGUCAUGCCACCUUCAUUUGCUGUCUGGAACGGGUUAGUCGUUAAUAAUAAAUUUUGCCUGAAAA
Messenger RNA from Bemisia tabaci, 1486 nucleotides. RefSeq lists its product as uncharacterized. NCBI's taxonomy places the organism in Eukaryota, Metazoa, Arthropoda, Insecta, Hemiptera, Aleyrodidae. The record is from RefSeq and is a predicted model, not a curated record.